AUGCCAAGUGUUUUGGUUACUCGAGCUGAUGUAUCUUUUCAAGAUCGUGAAUACUGGACUAGUUUGGUUCUAAUUUCAGAAGCUGUAUCUGCUUUUUGCUUUGCUCCUGUCUUUGGCUAUCUGUUAGAUGCAGCGAAGACUCGACAGAAAUGGUUUCUCUUUGGUCUUGUCUUUCUACUAGUAUCUAUGGCCUUGUUUACCGCUGCUUCCUCUAUCCCUUGGUAUAUAGGGACAAGAAUUCUUCAAGGUGCUGCGAACGUCAUGGUCAGUCUAUCUGCGUUUACCAUUGUGAGCGACACUGUCCCAAGAAAUCGUCUAGGCCAAGUGCUUGGCUAUGUGGACAUUGCCUUCACGCUAGGAUUCACACUGGGCCCCAUGCUGGGUGGAAUUAUUUACCACAAUGCUGGAUAUUACUCAUUCUGUGGGACAGUCUUUGGUCUCAUUGGUGUCGAUUUUAUACUGCGAUUAUUGAUAGUCGAAAAGAAAACUGCGGCUAAAUGGUUAUCUUCGGAGAGCCGUGAGGGCAACGAUGAAGCUCAAUGCUUGAGUCAGCACAGCGAGGCUUCUCAAAAGAAGCCGAGCCAGGUAUUUGCGAUAUGGAGCCUUCUUCAGCAGCCACGAAUUCUUAUUGCUACAUGGGCGGUGAUUCUACAGUCCCUUCUAAAUACGGCUUUAGAUUCUGUGCUCCCAGUCUUUGUGGAAGAUACAUUCCAUUGGAAUACUUUCGGUGCUGGGCUUACGUUUCUUCCAAUUGCUUUAACGGUGCUGUUCCAGCCUCUUUGUGGUUAUCUUUCUGAUCGAUUCGGAACCCGUAUUGUCGCAGCCUCGGGGUUCACUCUGCUAACCCCUUCAUUGAUCUGCAUGAGAUUUGUUCAUGAGAAUACUAUGCAACAGAAAAUUCUUUUCUUCGCGUUACUGUCUCUGUUUGGGCUAUUCACCAACUGCAGUUCCCCCUGUCUUUUGGUGGAGAUGCAGAAGGUGGCCGAGGAGAUGGCAGAAAAAACGCCCGGCAUCUUUGGGGAGAAAAGUGCUACAGCGCAGACUUUCAGCAUCCAGCAAAUGGCUGUUUACACUGGAUUUACUGUCGGUCCAAUACUUGGAGGCUACGUUGAUAGUCACUAUGGUUGGAAUACCAUGGUAUUGUCCCUUGGAAUUUUGCCCGCCCUCACGGCGGUGUCAACCCUCUGGCUUUCAGGGCCUGGGUCAAGUAAGAAAGCCACAAAGGACUGA
This is a messenger RNA of Penicillium lagena, 1230 nucleotides long. RefSeq names its product MFS transporter. The record is from RefSeq and is a predicted model, not a curated record. Gene Ontology annotation, molecular function: transmembrane transporter activity. Lineage: Eukaryota; Fungi; Ascomycota; Eurotiomycetes; Eurotiales; Aspergillaceae. Gene Ontology annotation, biological process: transmembrane transport. The transcript is spliced from 4 exons. The coding region runs from base 1 to 1230 and encodes 409 amino acids.